GGGUGAAGAGAAAGAGGAUAAGUUUAUGAAAGCCUUUAACGACGCUUACAAAAUAGUAAAGGAAACAGGAAUAAAAAAAGGGGAAGUAUUAGAAAAAGUACCUUUGGAAAAAAUUGUUAUUGAAACUGAUGCUCCUUAUUUAAUUCCUGAACCAUUACGCGGAAAACAAACCCAUAACUAUCCCCAGAACAUAGUUUACACUUUAAAAAAAAUAGCAGAAAUGAAAAAAAUAAGUAUAGAGGAAGCAGGAGAAAAGAUUUAUUCUAAUACUUUAAAAAUGAAGGUAACUAUUGCUAUUAAAAGCAAAAUUAAAAAUGCUGCUGUUAUUCAGGUUCCUAGAUAG
Molecule: messenger RNA, 343 nt
Organism: Entrophospora candida
Lineage: Eukaryota; Fungi; Glomeromycota; Glomeromycetes; Entrophosporales; Entrophosporaceae
Source: the annotation of a GenBank genome assembly